This is a messenger RNA of Manis pentadactyla (Chinese pangolin), 1301 nucleotides long. Its product is annotated as transmembrane reductase CYB561D2. The transcript is spliced from 4 exons. Gene Ontology annotation, cellular component: endoplasmic reticulum. Gene Ontology annotation, molecular function: transmembrane monodehydroascorbate reductase activity. NCBI's taxonomy places the organism in Eukaryota, Metazoa, Chordata, Mammalia, Pholidota, Manidae. The coding region runs from base 225 to 974 and encodes 249 amino acids. The record is from RefSeq and is a predicted model, not a curated record.
CCCUAGAGUGUAGGGCAGCAUGCCAGCGGCACGUGGGGAGGCUGUGUGCGAAGGGAGGCUGUAAUACGGCGCGCCGCUUGGAACUACAAUUCCAGUAGUGCUUCAUGCCCUUCCUGCCGGAGCUCCGGCCCGAAGACGGCGUGGUGUACGCUGGGACUUGUAGUCCAGUGCCCGGCCUUGCGCACCCUACCUGGAAUGUGGAUCAGUGAUCAGUGUCAGUACAGAUGCGGGUACUCGCUGACAGGCCGUCGGUCAUCUACUGUACCUGUUGCCUGUCCUGGCUGCAGCCACUGGCCUGCCGGAGCAUGGCCCUUUCCAUGGAGACCGAGUCGCACAUCUUCCGAGCUCUGCGCACUGCCUCUGGGGCUGCUGCCCACCUCGUGGCCCUGGGAUUCACCAUCUUUGUGACUGUUCUUGCCAGGCCUGGCUCCAGCCUGUUCUCCUGGCACCCUGUGUUUAUGUCGGUGGCUUUCUCCUUCCUGAUGACCGAGGCUUUGCUGGUGUUCUCUCCUGAGAGUUCGCUGCUGCGUCCCCUCUCACGGAAGGCCCGGGCACGCUGCCACUGGCUGCUGCAACUGCUGGCCCUGCUGUGUGCGCUGCUGGGCCUGGGCCUGGUCAUCCUCCACAAGGAACAACUUGGCAAAGGCCACCUGGCCACGUGGCAUGGGAGGGCAGGGCUGCUAGCUGUGCUGUGGGCAGGGCUGCAGUGCUCAGGUGGGGUGGGGUUGCUGUACCCCAAACUGCUGCCCCGGUGGCCCCUGGCCAAGCUCAAGCUGUAUCAUGCCACUUCUGGGCUAGUGGGCUACCUUCUGGGGUGUGCCAGCCUCUUGCUGGGCAUGUGUUCACUCUGGUUCACUGCCACAGUUACUGGUGGGGUCUGGUACCUAGCUCUGCUGUGCCCUGUCAUUACCAGCUUGGUCAUCAUGAACCAGGUGAGCAACGCUUACCUGUAUCGCAAAAGGAUGCAGCCAUGAGCCCUUCCCAGCCUAGGGGAAGCCUGCAUGUGUCCCGUGCUGUAGUAGCUGGGCUGCACCUCCUGGCCUCCCAGCUGACUCGGCUGCCGGGAGCCUCAGACGCUGGGGUUGAGUAGGAGGCGGUCUGUGCAUGGUAUUUUGCUUCCUCCUCACACUGCAGUGCCUCCCCUCUCCUCUCUCUACCACCCCAGAGGUGCUUAUGGAUCAUGUAUCUGGACGAAGCUGGGGUUGCAAGGCUGCGUCCGCACCCCUUGGCUCACACUUGUACUGGUAUGCCCAGAAUUCCAGGAGAGAACAAAGUGAAAUAAAAACAAAUGACUGAAAAGA